Messenger RNA from Harmonia axyridis, 1139 nucleotides. It is a transcript of the gene mRpL1, whose product is annotated as 50S ribosomal protein L1. The record is from RefSeq and is a predicted model, not a curated record. The coding region runs from base 71 to 1102 and encodes 343 amino acids. Lineage: Eukaryota; Metazoa; Arthropoda; Insecta; Coleoptera; Coccinellidae. The transcript has a single exon.
UAUGUACUAGACAUAGAAAAGGAAGUAACCUCAAAUGAAUAAAAUAACAAGUGGAUAUUCUUAUUAGAAAAUGAUAUCUUUAACCCAAAGAUUUUCUCUGUCGCCCCUUAUAAAAUUAUGGGAAAAGCCAAUUCUGUGCACAUCUAGUCGAAACUAUGCUGCUAGGAGGGGUACGCGAGAAAGGAAGAACAAAAAAAAAGUUAAAGUAGUUGUCGAAAAAGUCGGUUUUAUACCUCACAACCAAAGAAACCGGGAGAAGUUAUUGAAAGGAAGACCCUCUAAAAAAUUCGACGAUUCUUGGAUGCGAACACCCACAGAUGAAAUUUACUGCACGAAAUAUUAUAAAUGGAAGGUUUAUCCCUUUGAGGAAGCCAUUUAUUGUCAUCGUGAGACACAUCACCCAGAAAUGUACAACAAACCAAAUGCCCCUGUGCAAGCUAUUAUUGAACUGUAUAUGCAGGGCGAGAAAAAGACCAGAUUCAUUGAAGAUUUCAAUAGAAUAUGUGGUAUUAAUCAUUAUUUCCCUCAAAAUGAAGAAAGACCUAUUGUAGCAUUCGCAAAAGAUAUUGAUGCGCAGGAAGCUGCAAAAGAAGCAGGGGCGCUCUUGGCAGGAGGAGUAGACUUGAUUAAAAAUAUACAGAAUGGUAAAGUUUUAUUGAAUGAUUUUGAGUUUGUCAUAUCGCAUCCAGAUAUCCUACAUGAAUUGAGUGCUCUUAGAGGUUUGAUGAAGAAAAAAUAUCCAAAUUACAAACUGGGAACCAUAGACCUCAACUUAAGUGAAGUCGUUAAAAGGUUUAUGCAUGGCAUUAAUUAUAAGGCGGUGAAAGACGAAUAUGAAAGAGAUUUUGGAAUCAUUGAAGCAACAAUUGGAACUUUAGACAUGGAGGCUAAACAUUUAGAAGAAAAUUUCAGCUCCUUGAUCAAGGAUGUUAUGACCAUGAAACCUAAAAGAGCAGGUGACUUCAUCUUAAGGACUCUGAUUAAGAGUCCUCCCUCAUCUGAAAUAUUCAAGGUAGAUUUCAAACUCUACCUACCACAGAGUGAUUCUAAAGAGAAGGAAAUUGUAGAAGAAAAAGAAGAUGACACAAAUAUGGUUCUUUAAAUAUGUAAUUUUAUCUUCAAUAGAUAUUGUUCAUGAA